CUGCUGGGCACCUAUGCUCACGACUCACGCCGUCUCUCUCGCUCUCCCUCCCUCUCUGUCUGUCCUCUCUCUCGCCGUCCCCAACCUCAGGCUCUCGCUCGCCUUCAUCCUCUAGCUUUUUCCGCGUGGUUUUCCUUGCCCCGCUUCAGAUCGGCGCGGGCGCAGCGCCCGGAGCGGGAGCAGAGGGAUGGAGGGAUGGGACAAGGGGACGAAGAGCGUGGUGGGCGAGAUCCCACUGCUGUCAACGCGGGCGGGGCCUCGUGACGGUGACGCAUGGCGGCAGCGGCUCAAGGAGGAGUACCGCGCCCUCAUCGCCUACACCUCCGUGAACAAGUCCAAGGAUAACGACUGGUUCCGCAUCUCCGCUGCCAACCCGGAAGGCACCCGCUGGGAGGGCACCUGCUGGUACGUCCACAACCUCCGCCGCUACGAGUUUCCCCUCCAGUUCGACAUCCCCGUCGCCUAUCCUCAGGUCGCCCCUGAGAUUGAGCUCCCCACCCUCGACGGCAAGACCCACAAGAUGUACAGGGGAGGGAAGAUCUGCCUCACCGUGCACUUCAAGCCGCUGUGGGCGAAGAACUGCCCGAGGUUCGGGCUCGCCCAUGCUCUGUGCCUUGGCCUGGCGCCAUGGCUCGCGGCAGAGGUGCCGAUUCUGGUUGAUUCGGGUAUGGUGAAGCACAAGGACGAUGAGUCUGCCCCGGCAGACGUUGCAUCUGGCUCUGCUGCUGUUGCUUCUUAGCUGUAAUAGUUACUGUAUGGUUGAGGGGAUUGGAGAAGGAAAUAGCAAAUGAAAAUCCACUUGGUUGUGGACUAAUAAGAGCAAUACUUAGCAGUAGGUACAUCUGCAAUUCAACUGUGCUCAGUCAGGUUUGGCUUCACAAUUAAACCGUGCUCGGUCAGGUUUGGCUUCACCAGUUAAUUUCUAGACUUUUUGCCUUUUUCGUAUGUUCUUGCUUUGCUAAUCUUCACAUAUUGUUUCGGUCAUAUAUGUAGUAACCCUGUCCCUUGACACA
Messenger RNA from Brachypodium distachyon (stiff brome), 1013 nucleotides. RefSeq names its product ubiquitin-fold modifier-conjugating enzyme 1. The record is from RefSeq and is a predicted model, not a curated record. The transcript is spliced from 3 exons. Gene Ontology annotation, cellular component: cytoplasm. Gene Ontology annotation, molecular function: UFM1 conjugating enzyme activity. NCBI's taxonomy places the organism in Eukaryota, Viridiplantae, Streptophyta, Magnoliopsida, Poales, Poaceae. Bases 188 to 739 code for a protein of 183 amino acids. Gene Ontology annotation, biological process: protein K69-linked ufmylation.